This is a messenger RNA of Rotaria sp. Silwood1, 2646 nucleotides long. The record is from the annotation of a GenBank genome assembly. NCBI's taxonomy places the organism in Eukaryota, Metazoa, Rotifera, Eurotatoria, Philodinida, Philodinidae.
AUGAACGAAAUUGAGAAAGAUACUUCUGACAAGCAACAAGAAUAUGUUAUCAAUGAUCCUGAUGAUUGUAUCACUAUUGUGUAUACGAGUGGAAGUUCUGGCUUUCCUAAAGGAGCAAUGAUAUCUGAAAAUGUCUUCCGAAUGACUUAUCCAAUACGAAGUGUAUCGUCUAAUGUAGAGCAUGUGAAAUUUUGUUAUCGACCAUUAGCAUGGAUAACUGAGCGUAAAUCAGCCAUUGCAGCAUUUCUCGAUGGUGGAUGUACUGGAUUCUCAACUGGAAAAAUCACUCAACUUAUGAAAGAACUUACUUUAGUCGCACCUACAUCUUUCUCUGCGCCGCCAACAUUUUGGAACAAUAUUUAUUCUGAGUUUAAUACAACUCUUUCAUUAACAACUACGACAGAUGAAGAAACUCUUCUAGAAUAUUUUUCAAAAUUGAUUCCUAAACGAUGUAGAGUUCUCUCUAUUGGUGGUGCAAUGACAAGUCCAUUAGUAGUCAAUUUUAUGCGACGAUGCUUUCAACAUUGUAAAGUUGUUGAAGCAUAUGGAACUACAGAAUGUGGCAGAAUAGCUUUCAAUUAUAAAUUUCUUGAGACAGUAAUUGAUUAUCGUCUCGAACAAGUAACAGAAAUGGGUUAUACACCACAUGAUAAACCGUUUCCACGUGGAGAACUUGUGAUUAAAACAACCCAAAUGUUUUCUGGAUAUGUAAAUAAUCCGGAAGAGACAAAACUAGCACUCACUGAAGACGGAUUCUUUCGUACGGGAGAUAUUGUCGAACUACGUUGCAACGACGAUGGAACAUCAAAUAUUCAUGUGAUUGAUCGUAAAAAAAAUUUCUUCAAACUUGCUCAAGGACAAUUUGUAUCGCCCGAAUUUCUUGAAGGUAUUUAUAUUCAAAGUUUAUUCAUUGAGCAAAUCUAUAUUUAUGGCGAUGGUCUCAAAAAUUGCGUUCAGGCAGUUGUUGUACCUAACAAAGAACAUAUUGAGAACUGUUUUGCUAAAGACAUUAUAGAACAAAUUUGUUCGAAUAAUCCAGACAGACGACUUUACGAUGCAAUUAUGACGGAUUUACAUACAAUAGCCAUCAAAGAAUCACUUCGAAAGCACGAAAUUCCAUCUAAAAUAAUCAUUGAUUUUGAACCGUUUACAACUGAAAAUGGACUUCUUACAGUGUCGAUGAAGCCUUGUCGGCGUAAGUUAGCUGCGUAUUAUGCUGACCGAUUAAAAGAUAACAAUUCUAUUGAUAAUCAAUUGAAAAUUAUUGUUGAAAGAGCACUUGGAAAACAGAUGCCAUUCAAUGAAGAUGAUCAAUUUUUUCUGGUAACAGGUGGAGACUCAUUGACAGGCUUGCGUCUAUCUCAUAUGAUACGCAAUGAUUUGGGAGUAUCCAUACCACUCAAUGUUCUAUAUGAAUCUAAUAUGACUUUGCAGCGACUUGUCAAUAUCAUCAAAGAUCCUUUGCAAAUGUCUUGUUCUUCAGAAUCAAUCAAGUCACGAUUAUUGCACGAUUCUGAGCUUGAAUUGAACAUAACAAAUAAAAAACAGAAAAAUAUUAACUAUUCUCCGUCGAUGAUUUUUAUCACCGGAACAACUGGAUUUGUUGGUGCUUUUCUAUUAGCUGAAAUGCUAAAAGUGUAUCCUUCUACUUGCAAGUUUGCAUGUCUUGUGAGAUGUCAACCUUUCAUCAAUCCAUUUGAUCGUAUUAGAGAAAGUAUGAUGUUUUUUCAAUUAUGGAAUGAGAAUUUUCGAGAACAAAUCAUUGCUCUUCGAGGUGAUCUUGCCAAGGGUCAUUUUGGAUUCGAUGAUGUAACAUAUGAAAAUCUCGCUUCUAAGAUCGAUAUGAUUGUUCAUUGUGGUGCUAUUGUCAACUUUGUACUUCCAUAUAGCACACAAUACAGUAUAAAUGUUCAUGGUACUCUGGAAGUGAUUCGUUUUGCUGCUCAUUCUGCCGCAUAUAUACCAAUAGCAUAUAUUUCGACACUGAGUGUACUACCUCCUGGAAUACGACAUGAGACACCUAUUGAUCAUAUUCAUCCUGAUCAUUUGAAGAAUGGCUAUGCGCAAAGUAAAUGGGUAGCCGAAAAACUCAUUGCCAAGGCCAGUCGUUUUGGUCUACCAAUUGUUAUCUAUAGGCUGGGAUCCAUCGGUCCUAGUACUGAAACAGGUGCUUGUAAUCCACAUGAUGUUAACACUUUAUUCGUUAGCACAAUUAUGAAGCUACGACAUUGUCCUUUGACAAUGAUUAACAUGAAGUUAAACCAAUUACCUGUCAAUUUUGCUGCUCAAAAUAUUAUUCAUCUAAAUCGAAUUGCAACUGAUACUUGUGGAAAUAUUUAUCAUAUUGUGAAUGAAAAUGGUGGAAUAUCGUUUGAAGACGUUCUUCAAGGUAUUCGUAAUUGCGAUAUUCCAAUUGAUACUAUUUCUGAUAAUGAAUGGCGAGCCAAACUCAUGUCAGAAUCAAAGCAAAAUGAUUUACUCGAUUUGAUUGGAGAACUCUUCUUACAUAACUCGUUCAAACCAGAAAAUACAAUAACUGUGCAAAAAGAUUCAAAUGAAGCUUCUCAAUUGAAUUCUUUAUCUCUUGACAAUGAUUAUAUUAGGAAAUGGCUAAUAUUUAUUUUAGGUAGCAUUAUUUCUUCAUAA